This is a messenger RNA of Prorocentrum cordatum, 1547 nucleotides long. The record is from the annotation of a GenBank genome assembly. NCBI's taxonomy places the organism in Eukaryota, Dinophyceae, Prorocentrales, Prorocentraceae.
CAGAAGGAGAAGUCAUGUGUGAUCUCGCGGGUUCAUCCCACCGAGAUCAUGGCCACCACCUCCACCACCCGUGGUCAUUGCCUUCACGGGUCUCACUGUAGCCUCUUCGGCUCAAGCUUAGCGUGACUCGGAGCCCAAACGGUGCCAAAUCCUGGUUAUGGCUGAGGACCACGAACGGGGCCUCCCCCAUGGGCCCAGCGCUAGAGACGACCCGUCGGCCUGCCCAAGAAAGGCGUUGCCGGUGACCUUGCUGACGGGUUUCCUGGGGGCGGGAAAGACGACCCGACUCAACGCCACUUUGACGUUUGGUAAGGAAAAAAUCGCUGUCAUCGAGAACGAGAUCGGCGCCCUCGGUGUCGAUGGAGAGCUCGUCGCCAACAGGCACGAGGACGGGAUCAUCGAACUCACCAACGGUUGUUUGUGCUGCUCCGCCGAGGUGGACUUGGUCUCCGCGCUCGAGUCGCUUGCGCAUCGGCGCCACGACUUACCAUUCGACCGCGUGGUGAUCGAGACCACAGGGCUCGCGGACGUGGCCCCAGUGGUAGAGCUGAUCGGCGACCCCGCCGACCCACUGGCCGCAGACUUCUUCCUUGACGGCGUCGUGACCGUAGUGGACGCGGCCAGUUUCCGGCGGUGGGCCAGUGCCGACUGUUCCGUUGCGGGCUCGGCCGAAGCGGAGGAGCUGCUGGCCAGCCCCGUCGCCACUUGGGCCAGCGGCUUCGGGGCCCCAGGUGGCGUGGCCCUCGGGGCGACCACAGGGGGGCUGGGGCGCCGGGCUGCCAUGGCCGCGUUCUGGAAGCAGGUCGCCCUCGCGGACCAGAUCAUCCUAAGCAAGGGGGACGUGGCCGGGGAGGAGGCCGUCGAGGACGCGCGGCGCGCCCUCCGCGAGGCGAACCCGCUGGCGCAGCUGCUCGCCGACGGCACCGGCUCGGGGCCGCUGCCGCCCCCGCGCGCCACAGCGGAGAGGAGCCGCAGGCGUUGGCGGCACUCUCCGCGAGGCCCUGCGGGCGAGGCCGGCGCGCGCCGUCGAAGGUGAACUUCUGCGGGGCCUCCCAGAAGCGCCGCCGCGGCCCAGACCACCUCGCCGGCGUCGACGCCCUGACGCUGCGGCUGCCGCUGGACUGCUUGCUGCGCGCCGGCGCCCUGGUGGCAUGGGCGCAGGCCCUCCUCGCGGGCCGCGGCGAAGACUCGAGGAACAAAGAACGGCCCAGGCAUAAAGUUUGGGACUAUGAAAGUUUACGCAUGUGCAGUUUUCUCUUCCUCGGGAAGACGCGGAGGAGGCCCACGAGGGCCUCGGUGAGGCGUGGCGGGUGAAGGGGCUGGUCGCGGUGGAGGGCAUGGGCCCCGCGCUGCUGCAGUGCGUCGGCCAGCAGGUCGCAUUGGAGCCGUGGCCACGAGGUUUCGAGGCGCCCUUCGUCGUCGUCAUCGGCGAGCAGCUGUGCCAGGAGCGCAUCGAGGCGGCCCUGGCCGCCUGUGGCACGUGCGCAGGCCAGCCAGCUCUGCAGAAGCCGCCCAUGGACGUGGACACCAGAUCGGCUUGAGCAAGG